UGUACAGUGGGAUUGAGCGCGUCUCGGGGACUUGCACAGAAACAUUUUAAUUCGAUUUCAUUUUCCAGAAUUAUCUAGAGGAAAAAUUCCCUUCAACUAGCUUGACAGGAUUGAAAUGUUACAGUUUAGGUUCUCAACAGUGCUGAAGGAGUUGUUUCAAUCCAACCUUAAGCGUCCUUUGACAGGUAUUACCAGAAAUAAAACGUCACCAGACACCUACUGCUUUAGUACCGCCUGUCCCGAUGUCAACGUGUUAUCUAAACUGAAGACCUUCCAUGCCGGAGGACGUCGACCUUUACUGUACCCCUCCACGGGGGUCAGAUCCCUGUGCACGAAGACCGAAGGCGCGGUAGCGGCGACUGAGCAGACGAAUAAAGAUGGAACCGGCAAAGAGGCAGCGACAGAGAAGAGAAGGAAAGCGGGCAUCCUGCCCAGUCUGGAGGACCUGCUCUUCUACACCAUCGCCGAGGGCCAGGAGAAAAUACCGGCGCACAAGUUCAUCACGGCACUGAAGGCCACUGGACUGCGGACAGGUGACCCGAGGCUCAGGGAGUGCAUGGAGAUGCUGAAGGUCACCUUGAAGUCCACCUCUGAUGGAGUCAUGCUGGACCGACACCUCUUCAAAAAGUGUGUCCAGAGCAACAUCGUCCUGCUGACCCAGGCGUUCCGUAAGAAGUUCGUCAUCCCCGACUUCCUGUCCUUCACGUCCCACAUCGAUGAGCUGUACGAGAGUGCCAAAAAACUGUCUGGGGGGCAGGUUGCUGACUAUAUUCCCCAGCUUGCCAAAUUCAGCCCUGACCUGUGGGCGGUGUCUCUGUGCACAGUGGAUGGGCAGAGGCACACGGUGGGGGACACCAAAGUCCCGUUCUGCCUGCAGUCGUGCGUGAAGCCCCUGAAGUAUGCCAUCGCUGUGCACGACCACAGCACCGAGUAUGUGCACAGGUUCAUCGGGAAAGAGCCCAGCGGCCUGCGCUUCAACAAACUCUUCCUGAACGAGGACGAUAAACCCCAUAAUCCCAUGGUGAAUGCUGGUGCCAUUGUAUGUACUUCUCUCAUAAAGCAAGGGGCGAGCAACGCUGAGAAGUUUGACUAUGUCAUGAACUUUCUCAAUAAAAUGGCCGGUAAUGAGUACGUGGGUUUCAGCAACGCCACAUUCCAGUCAGAGCGCGAGUCAGGAGACCGGAAUUUCGCCAUUGGCUAUUACCUGAAGGAGAAGAAGUGUUUUCCUGAAGGGACAGACAUGACCUCCAUCCUGGACUUCUACUUUCAGCUGUGCUCCAUCGAGGUGACAUGUGAGAGUGCCAGCGUCAUGGCAGCCACGCUGGCGAACGGCGGGUUCUGUCCAAUCACGGGCGAGCGUGUGCUGAGCCCCGAGGCAGUGCGGAACACUCUGAGCCUCAUGCACUCCUGCGGCAUGUACGAUUUCUCCGGACAGUUCGCCUUCCAUGUGGGCCUGCCGGCAAAGUCAGGCGUGGCGGGCGGGAUUCUGCUGGUGGUGCCCAACGUGAUGGGCAUCAUGUGCUGGUCUCCUCCGCUGGAUAAGCUGGGCAACAGCGUGAGGGGCAUCCAGUUCUGCACGGACCUGGUUUCCCUGUGCAACUUCCAUAACUACGACAACCUUCGGCACUUUGCAAAGAAAAUGGAUCCUCGCAGGGAGGGCGGAGACCAGCGGCAGCACUCCUUUGGACCCAUGGAUUACGAGAGCCUUCAGCAGGAGCUAGCUCUCAAAGACACUCUGUGGAAAAAGGUCUCCCCCACGGAGAGCAAUGAGAACAGCUCCACCACUGUAGUCUAUAGGAUGGAGGGUGUCGGAGACCGCAACUAAAGGGCAAGGACCUUCUCACUGACACGUCAGUGGGUGGGAGGGGGGACUGGGUGGGGUUAGGAGGGAGUGGGAGGAGUCAGUCACUCCCUCAACAGCCUCUCCUGUCCCUGCUAUUCAUAUUUAUGUAAAUUAUCAACAUAGCUAUUUAUUUUUGUCCGGUCUGGUGGAUUGUAAAUGUCAUUGUUUAAUUCCACUCUCUUGCUUAAGUUACUGGCGCUCUUAAUUUACUUCCUAGGGGAGGGGUGGGUUUUCAGCUUCAGAGCUCCCUGCAGGAACAGCCGCCAGCCUCAGAAGGGCUUGUCGGAAUGGCUGGAUAGCAGAGCUGAGGUUGUUCCGCAGUUUGUUUGUAGCCUUUUUUAAUGUUACUCAUUUGUCAUCAACUUAAAAAAACCAAAGCAAGCAAAGGGGGAUUUGAAGUGCAUAGACAUACAGUUGAAAGUGCGCUGACAUUAUAGGCUGUUGGGUUGUUUUUAUGCAUGUUGGUAGCAGACAAUCAGAAAGCAGAAGGCAGCACAUAAAGUGAGAAAUAUAUUCAGCCUCUAAAUGGCUUUUUCACAAAAAGUGCUAUAUUACAUUAGGACAGAGCAGCAUCUCUGAAUGGCUUUUGAAAUUAGUGCUCUAUUUUAAGCACCAUGCCGUUGUUCACUUUUAUUUCUGCCUGAGAAAAGCCAGAAUGGUCAAAACGUGUUAGCUUGCUGCUCUGUUCCUAGUAGCCAUUCACUGACACUGUUAAGUUUAGAUUUUUAGCUCUUUUUGGGGGAUCCUCAGCGCUGGUUAGAGGCGCAAUAAAUGUGACUGUCUCACUUUAUGGAUGGCCUUUCCUGUCUUUUUGAUUGGUUGCUGUCAUUUUGAGGGACCUCUUUUUUUUCAGCUGCCCUAUGAUUGCUAUGCAUUUUGUGGAAUGUUUCUCUCAUUCAGUCUCUGUAUAUAUUCCUGUACUGGCAAGCACCUGUUUUUCAGUCAGCAGAGUUCUGAAGGGCUGAUCAGUGCACUUGGGCUGGCCCGCACACUUCAAUGGUUAUGGUUACAGCAGGUCACGGUCACUGCGGUUUGACCACAGAGAAAGGCAGAGAAAUUCCCCACAAACUGUAGACUGAUCUUACUGCCUAGGAGAGAGAAGAACACUCCCAUUACGCUCACGGCUGAUUGGCUUAGGACAGCAAGAUCUCCCACCGUACACGCCAUCGUCUUGCGAUAUGAAUUCUCCAUCACAUGGUUUUACACUGGAUUUAAUAAGUCUCAGUGAGUGGGCUGUAUGUAUUUUUGGCCCAAGCAGGAAAGGAGCUUUGGAAGGAGGCUCCUGUGGGGUUGUAGUAGGAUAGAGGAGUAUAUUUUACUGAGGGUGUGAAGGGCCACCACAGGGACACUCAACAGCGGUUCAGAAUCUCAGUAGGGAACCAAUUCUUCAUGAACGUUCCAUUCUCUUGGAAAAGCUGCUCUCUGUUAGUAUUUCUGAGCAUAGUUGCACAUGUAAACUCCAGAGGCCUUAGAUGUUACGCUACGCUGCAGCCUAGAGUAGCUGAUUUUUUAAUUCAUGGUUAUGCUAAUGUCUGACCAUGCUUGAAAUGUUAUUGUCUAACUGCUCUCAGCCUUGCUUGUGCUGGCAGUAUUUAUUUGGUAUUGUUCAUGGCUUAAUUCUGAAUAGAAAAUGCAAAUAUUUGCUUUUAUUCAUAGCUCAGUGUGAUUCUGUAGGCUAAAGAUUACAGGCUGUUGUAUUCAGAAAAAAAUGUGUGCUUGUAUGUGCAGUUAGGAAAAGAUUUAUCAAACGUAAACACUUACAGAUAUUUCAUUUAAAGAGGUCAUCUCAUUACGUGGUGCAAUGCAUUCACAAGCCUGACUAUCUUUCAUAUAGGGAAAACUGUUUAUUGAUCACCCAUCAAUAAAAGCCCAAUUAAAUCAGUCCCUUAUUUAAGGCAGAUCCAUUGUGUAGAUCCUCAUUUAGUUAUGUCAUGUGCUUAAAAACAUGAGACUUCAGUGCUGCUAAAUGUCUCACCUGAGUUUGAAAGUAUAGUGUGUCAUAUGUGUUCUUGUUUAAAAAACACAGGACGUGCAAACUACUAAUCUGCUGACUAGUUCCUGAUAUGAAAAGUGUGCUAUUUCUAUCAAUUAGGAGCAAGUUACAACCUUUACUUGAACUUGAAAGGGAUCUUAGCCUUUUCAGUGUCCUAAUAUGAUGUGACAAACCUGACUCUUUUCUGUGAGAGAGGUUUUUGAAUGCAGUACCAGUAUUUCUGUAGAAACGAGUGACAUUUCUCUCAGUGUAUGUAAUGUAUUUGUCCUAACACCCCUUGUGCGUGUAUGGGAACACUGUUUGUCUUCAGUUUUAUUUGUGUUUUUUUUUUCUUCUCUCCUUGCAUUAUUUUGACCCUCCACCAUGCAUAUUUUGUAUAAUUUAAUAAAUUUGCUUUAAAUCCAUACCUCCUUGUUACUUUAUGCUUAUUUUAUUUCCCCGCUUCUUAUGUGUUUGUGUCUCCUGUGCCUCUGUCAAAUAAAACAGCUCUGCCCUUUCAAACCCACACAACCGCACUGCUCAGAAGCAGCAGCUGUCUUGGCCUAAGCCUUGCUUUCAUAAACGGGUGACUUACAAUGCUAAUGUUUUGCCAGCAGUCCCACCCUGGUACUUGGCUGUCUUGAAUGUUGUAUUACUCACUCGUCUGAUCCAAAGGGCUGGGGAAAGGAAAGGGCUCAGCCGUUUUCCCCUCUAAUGAAUGAGAGCAU
Molecule: messenger RNA, 4543 nt
Organism: Megalops cyprinoides (Indo-Pacific tarpon)
Lineage: Eukaryota; Metazoa; Chordata; Actinopteri; Elopiformes; Megalopidae
Product: glutaminase kidney isoform, mitochondrial-like
Exons: 15
Coding region: 116-1825 (569 amino acids)
Biological process (GO): L-glutamine catabolic process
Molecular function (GO): glutaminase activity; protein binding
Source: RefSeq, a predicted model, not a curated record